Messenger RNA from Fukomys damarensis (Damara mole-rat), 841 nucleotides. RefSeq names its product major allergen I polypeptide chain 2-like. NCBI's taxonomy places the organism in Eukaryota, Metazoa, Chordata, Mammalia, Rodentia, Bathyergidae. The record is from RefSeq and is a predicted model, not a curated record. The transcript is spliced from 3 exons. Bases 467 to 841 code for a protein of 124 amino acids.
UCUAUUUUUAUCUAUUUUUGUGUUAUAUACAAUAUGUAUGUAUGAUUUCCAAUCAAUCCUAGGUAGGCUUGGACCUACACACUUUUCUCCAGGUCUUAAACACAGAUAGGUAUAUGUCAGUUUUCUGCACGAUAAUUUUGUUACUUGUGGUGACACAGAGCUGACCUUGAUGUCUGUGGCUUUCCCCACAUCGUGAGAGAGUGCAGCUAGGAGGGUAGGUUGACAGGCCAUGACAAAUAACCAGAGGCCACAGUGCUGGGACAGGAGCACUUUGGGCCCAGCCUGGAGACACUUAGAAAGGUCAGCUCCAAUUGCUCUUUUGGCAAAGGUAGAGUCACUUAAUGCUCAAAGAACCAGGGUAAACAUCUCUAAGACGUUUGCUCCCUGGAGCAGGAGGUGCUCCAGGUGCUUCCUACCCCUCAGGCUGGAGUAACCGCGUGUCCUCAUCCAUGAGCAUUUGGAGCUCAUGGGAUGGACCAGGGCUGGGCUCCAAGAGCCAGUGGAUUAUAAAGCAGCAGAAACCUCACUUGAGCAGAGCGUUUCAGGAAUCUACACCAUGAAGGGGGCAGUACUUGUGCUGGCCUUGCUAGUGACCGUGGAGCUGCACGUCCAGCCAGCGGAAGCUUGUGUCAUAUUUUAUGAAAUCUUCAGUAAACUGGCCCUUGGAUUUGAGAAACCAUUGUAUUACGCCCUUGACAAGGUAGACGCUACUGAACCAGAAAAGGCAGCCUUUGAAAAAAUCCAGGAUUGCUACAGUGAAGGAGGAAUCAAAGCCAAGACAUUGGAUUUAUGGCCUUGCUCUCAAUCACCUUCAGCAAAGAAUGCUUAUCACAGAACCUGA